GUCACGUUGUCAAAAACUUAUAUCAAGCGGUAAAAAAUUUAUACAUUUUCGAAAGUUAAAAAUCAAUAUUGAAAACAAAUAAUAACUGCUUAAAAAAUCUGGGAAAUUUUUUUUAAUUAUAGAACAAAAACGGUGAUUCGGCAAACUUAGUUACGAACGAUCAAUGAACCUGUCUGAUUAUUCCGGUGGAAAUACACUAAUUACGAUGAUAUCACAAGGCGAAAUUCCAUUAGUUUGGAAGGGAUACGCGACAAAAAUGUCAGUUAUUGCCUUUGCACUGGGCACAUAUUUUUUUAUUUUUCGUAAUCGCGAAUUUCAUUCAUUGCGAAAUUUUCUUCGAAAAUCCAAAAAAAUACAAACAAAAAAGAAUGAAUACCCACAGGAGAAGAAAUUAAGCAAGAAAUCAAAGAUUUAUAAUGGAGAAUUAUGUCCGAUAUGUUUGAAUGGUCCACAGUGUGGUGUAAGGGCAUAUUGUGGUCAUUUAUUGUGCGCUGCGUGUUUGGAAAGUUAUUGUGAGGCCAGGGAUGUUUCAACCCCACCUCCAUGUCCUCUUUGUAGGGCACCCUUGGACUCAGUGACCUUGGCUUGCGAGCAGCAAGAAUCAACACUUUCAUUAACGGAAUACACGAAAGUUGAGAUAAGUCCAACGGAGAAGACGCUCGCCUGGAUUCGCGAGUACAAUCGACAUCGGGGCAAAAUUAUUCAAAAGAAUUCCAAAUAUUCGAAAACAUUUAUAAAACGAUUCAUUCUUUGCAUUACUUUUCUCAUUCUUUUUACGAUUAUAACUAUAAUCGAAAGCAGAAUUUAGAUAACGUUCCUAGAUUCGUGACACGUGUUUGAUAUAAAAAUCAUAAUUGGAACGCUUUGGAUUUCGAAUAAAAACAAGAAUAAAAAAAGAGACAAAAUUUUAAUUAAAAAAAAAAGAAAGAAAGCAACAGUCGAAAAUAUCGACAGAAAUACUUUA
Leptopilina heterotoma is the source of this 964-nucleotide messenger RNA. RefSeq names its product E3 ubiquitin-protein ligase RNF170. The coding region runs from base 164 to 808 and encodes 214 amino acids. The record is from RefSeq and is a predicted model, not a curated record. The transcript is spliced from 5 exons. Gene Ontology annotation, molecular function: ubiquitin protein ligase activity. Lineage: Eukaryota; Metazoa; Arthropoda; Insecta; Hymenoptera; Figitidae.